AUGCUGGUGGCAGUGACCGGCACGACCAGCGUGACCACCGUGUGAUUUUCCUCAGGCCUGGGCUCCCCGACCAUUAUGCGCUGCUGCCUCCGACGGCUGCAGCUGCUCUGCACCUGCGUGGCCUUCUUGCUGGGGGCCAGUGUGGGCACUUGGAGCGGGGCCCUAGGUAGCUGGCCCAUGUUCAUCUGGUGCUUCUGCUGCGUCCUGACCUUCAUCAUCCUCAUCAUAGAGUUAUGUGAGCUUGAGGAUCGAUUCUUCUUUUCCUGGGACAACUUUCUCACCACCUACAACUGCUACUCUGCCCUCCUCUGCCUCUCAGCCUCCAUCACCUACCCCAUCACCUACAUCCAGUUCUUGCCUGACAGCCGCUCCCGGGACCACGCCAUCACCUCCACUGCGUUCUCCUGUAUCGCUUUUGCCGCUUAUGCCAUGGAAGUGGCCUGGACCAGGGCCCAGCCCAACACGAUCACCAGCUACAUGGCCACCGUGCCAGGGCUGCUCAAAGGACUGGAGACCACCGUGGCCUGUGUCAUCUUCGCCUUCAUCAGCAGCCCCCACCUGUACGAGCAUCAGCCAGCCCUGGGCUGGUGCGUGGCCGCGUAUGCCAUCUGCUUCCUCCUGGCAGCCGUGGUCCUCAUGCUGAACCUGGGCAAAUGUGAGAACAGGAUGCCCAUCCCCUUCCCCAUUUUUGAGAUGGGGCUGACCCUGCUCUCUGUCCUCCUCUAUGCCAGCGCGCUGGUCCUCUGGCCUAUCUACCAGUUUGAUGAGAAGGUGGGUGGCCAGCCCCCACGCUCCAGCAAUGUGAGCUGCAGCCAAGAACCCAUCUACUCCAUGUGUGCCUGGGACCAGCGACUGGCUGUGGCCAUCCUGACUGCCAUCAACCUGCUGAUUUAUGUGACUGACUUAGUGUUCUUGGCCCUGAAUUUUGUAAAGGACUGA
This is a messenger RNA of Phacochoerus africanus (Common warthog), 939 nucleotides long. RefSeq names its product myeloid-associated differentiation marker-like. Lineage: Eukaryota; Metazoa; Chordata; Mammalia; Artiodactyla; Suidae. Gene Ontology annotation, cellular component: plasma membrane; cell-cell junction. The record is from RefSeq and is a predicted model, not a curated record. The transcript has a single exon.